GAAGAAGAGCAGUUCGUGUUCCCCGUUUCUGUUUGGAGGCUGAAGCAGCAGAGCAGAUGGACUUCCUCUUUAACUGGAUGUUGGUGUGAACCAGCAGAAAACAAAGACAGCCGGAUGAGAGCCUGAAGCUACGGGAGAGUCGAGGUGACAGACAUGAAGACCUUGGACCAGCAUGGACGAAGUCACCUGGAGAGUCUGGUCUGGUCAGCCCUGUCUGGUCUGGUGUUGGUUCUCCUGGGACUCCUGGGCUCGGUCUACGGCUGUCCCGGUGUUUGCAGCUGUUACGGUAACACCACUGACUGCUCUGCCGUCGGCCUCGUCUCUCUGAUGCCCAUCCUCGCCCUGGUGGACCACGACUCUCUGAUCCUCCGUCUGCCCCAGAACAACCUGUCCUCCCUGGGAACGACCGAGCUGUCCAACCUCAGCAGCCUGGAGCUCCUUGAUCUGUCCCAGAACCACUUCUCCACCCUGCCGCCUGGUGCUUUCUCCGGCCUGAGCGGGCUACGCUGGCUUAACCUCUCUGCUAACUACCUCGGGGUGCGCCUGGCGAACUCUGACUCCAACAACGGCUCUGAGGUUUCUCAGGGUUUCAAUGGAAGUCAGGGGAGCGUCGGUCUGUGUAAGGAGGCUUUCCAGGGGCUGUGGCGUCUGCGGGGGCUUGACUUGUCCUCAAACGGCCUUCUAUCGCUUCCAAAAGGUCUGCUUGAUGCACUUCCAAGACUCUCCUGGCUCUCCUUAGCCAGAAACCGCUUAGUGGCCCUCGAUAGAGUCACAUUCGAGCCGUUGGUGGCGCUGCAGAUGCUCCAGUUGGCGGGGAAUCCCUGGGAGUGCGACUGCAAGCUGAGGGACUUUAAACACUGGAUGGAGUGGUUGAUUUACAGGGAUGGGCAGGUAGACGCGAUGCAGUGCAGCCUCCCCGUGGAUCUGAAGGCCAGGGACAUCCGCAGCGUGCCGGCCGAGAUGUUCAACUACUGUCUUCAGAGUCCCACAAAAGAGGGCGUGCCGGGUUACGCCACCCGGCCCCCCUGUCCGCCCGGCCGGAUCAACAGCAACGAGGAGUGCGUCCGCCAGCGCUACAGGCCUGUCAGCGUCCGUCGAGCUCACGGCACUCAGAUCGUGGCAGGUGUAAUCUGCGGCACGGUGUGCGUCAUGAUGGUGGUCGCAGCCACGUACGGCUGCGUCUACGCCUCUCUGAUGGCGCGGUAUCAAAGGCAAAUGAAGCGACGUGGUCAGCCUCUGAUGGCUGAGUCAGGAGCUGACACUGAUGCCGAGGACGGGCAGAUGUCAUCACCGACCUCGCCGGAGGAGUCGCCACCAAAAGAGGCCUGCGGCAUUGUACACGGGUAUCGAAUCAGCAGCUUCUGA
Cheilinus undulatus (humphead wrasse) is the source of this 1365-nucleotide messenger RNA. Its product is annotated as leucine-rich repeat and transmembrane domain-containing protein 2-like. NCBI's taxonomy places the organism in Eukaryota, Metazoa, Chordata, Actinopteri, Labriformes, Labridae. The coding region runs from base 154 to 1365 and encodes 403 amino acids. Gene Ontology annotation, molecular function: protein binding. The transcript is spliced from 4 exons. The record is from RefSeq and is a predicted model, not a curated record.